Molecule: messenger RNA, 3500 nt
Organism: Carica papaya (papaya)
Lineage: Eukaryota; Viridiplantae; Streptophyta; Magnoliopsida; Brassicales; Caricaceae
Source: RefSeq, a predicted model, not a curated record
ACAGGUUUUCGGAGAGAAGCGUUUUUAGAGGUUCUUGUGUAGGCUUUGAGGGAGGAGAGGAGGGAUUUUUGGAAGAAGAACCAGAGGCGAAGACGGGAAGGGAAAGAGGUGAGAAUGCAAGUUGAGAAGACAGAGAGGGACUUGUGAAGCAGAAGAGAGUGAAAAGGGAGGAGUGAGCGAAGAAGCGGGGAGAGACUACCAGCUCCUCUUUCUGUUUUCUCUUGAAAAACGAAAGGAGAAAUAGAGAAGGGAACUACAGAAGUAGGCUCGGCUUAGUUCAACGCAUCCGGUGGUUGAUGUUAAGAAAGUUUACGGGAAUUGUUCUAGUAGUAAAUUCAGGUGCAACUGUAGCUUCCAUGAUCAAGUUCCGUUCCUUAAAAGCAGGAAAGGACUUGCUUUUUUAUAGAAGCCUUGAUGAUGGGAGGCUUGCAUUUACUUCUCGAUUAUGCUCAAGAUUAUGUGCACCUAGUUAUGUAUCAUUUCCUAAGAGACACUUCUCUCAAGUUCCGGGAGUGGCAAGAAAUAAUGAUGUUAUUGGUAUAAGAAAUGGAAGGAGCAGCAGGGAGAGGUUGGCCUUCAAAGGGUUGCAUAAGCAAUGGAAGAAGCCAAAUGCUGUGGGUAUGCUGUCUAAAACUGAAUCUACUAAUACAACAGUCUUUGCAUCAAAAGAUGGCAAGGUUGCUUCUAGUGAGCAGCUAAUUGGAGAUGGGAACAGUGAUGUAACUGUUAGAUCACCUACAGCAACUUCAUCUACUGGCAGUGGUAAGCAAGAUUCUCAAGUCAAAGGAAAGGAUGGGCAACAUUUAAGAGGCCGAAAAAAUCAUGAGAAACCCUUUGUCCCCGAAGCUUCAGAAGAAGCCACUUUAACAAAACGUUCUACAAAUGGUUCUUCGACAAAGAGCUCUACUUCGAGGAAAAGCAGCAAGAGAUCACUCAAGGGUUUGGAGAAGAGUUCAACCUUGAACACACCUGCAGAAGUGCUUGUUGAUUCUGUUUCAACCAAAAAGAAAGGCAGCAAGAAAAGUGGGAAAUCUGAGGCGAAGAAAAAAUCUGUAAAAGGUAAAAAUGAGUCACUGGAGAAAGAGAAUCCUCAAAGCACAAGGAAGCUUGGAAUUCAGAGACAAAAUAUUCUGAAGCAGCUAUAUCCACCAACUGGGAAAUCUAUCAUUGUCGUUGAGUCUCUUACAAAAGCGAAAACAAUUCAGGGAUACCUUGGGGAUAUGUAUGAAGUCUUGCCAAGUUAUGGGCAUGUAAGGGAUUUAGCUGGACGGUCAGGAUCUGUACGACCUGAAGAUGACUUUAGCAUGGUUUGGGAGGUUCCAUCUUCGGCCUGGACUCAUCUUAAGAGCAUCAAGGUUUCACUGAGUGGAGCAGAAAAUCUUAUUCUUGCAUCAGAUCCGGAUCGUGAAGGGGAGGCAAUUGCAUGGCACAUCCUUGAGAUGUUGCAACAACAGGAUGCCUUACAUGAAAAUACUACAGUAGCAAGGGUUGUCUUUCAGGAAAUAACUGAGUCGUCUAUCAAAAAUGCUCUGCAAAACCCACGAGAAAUUGAUGCAAACUUGGUUCAUGCCUAUCUUGCACGGCGUGCUCUUGACUAUUUGAUUGGUUUUAAUAUUUCACCAUUAUUAUGGAGGAAACUACCUGGUUGUCAAUCUGCUGGGAGGGUUCAAUCUGCUGCAUUAUCUCUUAUAUGUGACAGAGAAAUGGAAAUUGACGAAUUUAAGCCACAAGAGUACUGGACAGUUGCUGUUGUGUUGCAUGACAAAGAGCAUUCAUUCUUUCUUCCAGCACAUCUGACCCAUUACAAUUCAAAAAGGUUGAAUCAACUCUCUAUUAGCUCUGACUUGGAGGCAAAUGAUAUCAAGCAGAAGAUAAAUUCAGAAAAAUUUCAAGUAUUGAGCUCAAAAACAGGCAUAAUUCGGAAGAACCCUCCUACUCCAUACAUAACAUCAACACUUCAGCAGGAUGCUGCAAACAAAUUGCAAUUUCCAACAAUAUACACAAUGAAGCUUGCACAAAAACUUUAUGAGGGGGUUAUGUUAUCAGAUGGUGAGGCAACUGGUUUAAUAACGUACAUGAGAACAGAUGGACUUCAUAUUUCGGAAGGAGCUGUUAAAGACAUUCGCUCUUUUAUCACGGAAAGAUAUGGUUCCCAUUUCACAUCAGAAAGCCCACGUAAAUAUUUUAAGAAGGUGAAGAAUGCUCAGGAGGCCCAUGAAGCAAUCAGACCCACGGAUAUUCGGAGGUUGCCAUCAAUGCUUGUUGGAAUACUAGACCAGGAUUCUUUAAAGUUGUACACAUUACUUUGGUCAAGGACAGUGUUGUUACCCCUUUAUAUCACCUUUGUUUUCUAUUUAACACUGAUUGUUAGCAUUGUGAUGCCUGUCUUCUUGUUGCACCAGGAUAGGAACUAUAUCACUAUAAAAAGCCGUGUAUUAUAUCCAGAAUUUCGUGGUCGGAUGGUGUCUGCAUUUCUCUCUCACCACUUUGCAGAGGUUACAGACUAUAGUUUUACUGCUGAUAUGGAGACUGAGCUUGAUAAUGUUUCUGCUGGCUUAACUGAAUGGAAAGGCCUCCUGAGGGACUACUGGAUGCGAUUCAGCUCAUACUGUAGUCGUGUUGAAAGUGUCCAUAUUCAUCAAGUGGAGAAGAUGUUGGAGAAAAAAUUUGGGGGCUUUUUGUUUGCUUCUCUGCCUGAUCAAAGCAGGACAUGUUCAAGUUGUAUGGAGGGGAAAUUGAUUUUCAAAGUAAGUAGGUACGGUGCUGGCUAUUUCAUAGGAUGUGAUCAACACCCAAAAUGCAAGUAUAUUGCUAAGACAUUGUAUGGUGGCUGUGAAGAACCAGAUGUUCCUGAAAGGAACAACAGUGUGGAGGAGCCAAAAUUGCUAGGUCUCCAUCCUAGUUCUGGGGAAAAGAUUCUUUUAAAGAAUGGUCCCUACGGAUUCUAUGUACAGCUCGGUGAGGACAGAACAGGAUACUUACCUAAAAGAGCAUCUGUUUCCCAUAUAAAAGAAGUGAACUCUAUCACAAUUGAAGAUGCUCUUGAGUUGUUGCGUUACCCUGUGACCUUGGGAAACCAUCCGGCAGAUGGGCAGCCUGUAAUUUUGAAGCUUGCAAGAUUUGGAUUUACUGUUCGGCAUCGGCGUACUAUGGCUUCUGUUCCUAAGAAUAUGAAGCCAACCGAGGUAACACUAGAGAAAGCAUUGGAGCUUUUAUCCAGUAAAGAUGUGAGGCGAAGUGGGCGUCCUAAGAAGAAGAAGCCAGUCGUGGAAGAUGCUGUUGAGGCAAUGUAGCCGAAGCCUCUGCAUAUAUACGACAUACAGGAGAGGACUGACCAGGUUUGUCGAUGCGGCACACUUUUUCUAGUUCAAUUUUAAGUGUUAUUUGUAAUUUAAUUCUAAGUGUUAUUAUUUUAUUUUUUUUGGUAUGUUUUAGUAACUCUAGAUUUAUUUUAGUUUUCUUAGUAUUUCCUAUUUCUAAUAAGAUUUCGAGUUUUAGCA